CUGGAUUUUUGGGGAGACGUUGCUUCUCGGCCGCGGUUUCACAAAAUGUGGGUUGGACUAUUGGAGUAUCGUGGAGGCCCAUACGGUGACGUCGUAAACCAAGAUUUUUGGGUCUGAGUAUCAGUGAUCCAGCACAUCACAGCACAUUCGUUUACAGAAACAUUGCUCAGACCCAGCCCAACAUCUACAUCCUUUACUUUCUUCGUCUCUCGUACCGAUGUUGCUAAGAAAAGAACACUCACCGGAGAGGCGGAGAUUCAUGGCGGUGGCACGGCUGAUACGACCUCUAAGGCAAUCACCACAAGUGCAGAACUGUUACUGCUCUCUCACAGUGCUUGAUCACCUCCUAUUCUCAUCCUUACUGGUGACGGUAGCUACUAAAGUCACCUUGCAUUCUUUCUCUUUCGCGACGUCUACUUCCUCUCGCCGGAACGUCCGUCACCGGUCGCGUGGACUCAGAUUGCCUAAUUCUCCUACGCCGCCUAAUCUCCAAAAGGAAGAUGGCGAGACCAGUGAUUGGGAUACCGAUGUGAAGAAAAGCCGCAACCAGAAGAAGCGCGAGGCCCGGCGCUUCGUCCGUUGGGGCAUGGACAUCGCCUCCUUCUCGACUCCCCAAAUCAAACGCACACUCAGAGUGACGGCUCUCGAACAAGAAGUAUUGGAGGCUUUAAUGUUAGUGAAGAGACUCGGGGCGGAUGUUCGAGAAGGAAAGCGUAGGCACUUCAAUUAUAUUGGGAAACUGCUGCGAGAAGUAGAACCUGAAUUAAUGGAUACUUUGAUUCAAGCUACGAAAGUUGGUGAUCAGAAAACACUGCAGCAUCUAGCUAGUUUGCAGCCGCAAAUCAUUGCAGAUAAGGAUGAUGAUGAAGAAUCCGAAAGUGAGGAUGAAGAUGAGGUAUCACAAGCUCACACCAAUAUUGCAAGUAGAUGGUUUGAUGGCUUGAUCAGAACUACGCAAACUUGUACGUAGAGUACACCCGAUGAAAGACAAAAGACAAGGUGUUACAGAGGAAAAUGAUGGGGCGAAAAUAGAUGCAGAAAUAAUGGGUGCCGAGAAGUCCCUCACCUGUUUCCUUGGAGACAUUGCUAGGCAAUUACCAAAUGAAUAACAUCUGAUUACUUGUAACAUUGUCAUUCUCCUGUGCAAUAAGGUAAUAUUGUUGAU
This is a messenger RNA of Rubroshorea leprosula, 1165 nucleotides long. The record is from the annotation of a GenBank genome assembly. Lineage: Eukaryota; Viridiplantae; Streptophyta; Magnoliopsida; Malvales; Dipterocarpaceae.